This is a messenger RNA of Solea senegalensis (Senegalese sole), 880 nucleotides long. RefSeq names its product voltage-dependent calcium channel gamma-6 subunit-like. The annotation marks the transcript as partial. The transcript is spliced from 5 exons. Gene Ontology annotation, biological process: regulation of calcium ion transmembrane transport via high voltage-gated calcium channel. The record is from RefSeq and is a predicted model, not a curated record. Gene Ontology annotation, cellular component: membrane; L-type voltage-gated calcium channel complex. Gene Ontology annotation, molecular function: calcium channel regulator activity. Lineage: Eukaryota; Metazoa; Chordata; Actinopteri; Pleuronectiformes; Soleidae.
CACACACACAAUAACCAGCAGGAACUUUCCUCUCGUCUGUUGGUUCCACGCUGGAUUAUUUUUGGAGACGUGCAAACGGAUAUUUGAAGCAGUGAACGUGUGAAACUCACUGUAAUGAGUUUUAUCGUCCUUGUGUGUCCAGUGGAGGCGGCGCUCACUCUUGAGAAGGAUUCCUCCUCCUCCUCCUCCUCCUCCUCUACCUCGUCCCUCUAACUCUGUUUUUCAUCAUGACUCAUUUGUCAGGUUUUCAUCAAAUCCACUGUUUUUUAAUCACUCUUUUCCUGAAGAGACGACUCAUUCUCGUCUUUCCCUGAUAAACUCUGCUCUGACAGGUUUUGUUUUUUGGGCACAAACUGAGAACACGGAAACGUUUACCUCUCAUUUUUGGAUUGUUGGAGUUUCACAACUUACACUCCUUUGCUAAAGUCAGACGCAGCCGUCUUAGUCGUUUUCCGCUCUGAGAGAAUGUGGUCGACCUUUUUCGUGACCGAUGAGGAAGGCCGUACGGUGGUGCCGGCGGCAGGAGGGACGGUGCCGGUACCAGCAGGAGCGAGUCAGGGAGGUUUGACCAGUCUGAUGACCGGACGCACCACGUUCGGAGGGAACAAACGUCGCAGGACCACGUCCAUGGGACACAUGAGUGAGGCGCAGGAGGGAAAGAUCAAGUUGGCGUUCUUCGUGGCCAUCGUGGGCGUGGUCCUCACGGUGCUCGGUGUGGGCACGGAGUUCUGGGUGGAGCUGGCACCGUCCAAGAGUUUUUACAACAACCAGACCUGUCUGACGGCUCAUUAUGGUCUGUGGAAAGGCUGCACCAAGACCUUGUGGGUGACUGAUAUCGACCCAGAGAGACUGAGCUGUGGACCUGCGGAGCUGCCCGGAG